GUCGAGUUGAUCAUACGUUCUGCAGAAUGCGGAGAAGCUGUCAUGGAUGAUUCCGUGUGGAUAGCUUCUACUGCAGCAACAGACUGAAUUGGAGGUUGGAACCGGGGUAUCAGGAUGUCGUUCGUCCGUGAUUGUUCCCUGUUGGAGAUGUCCUUGCUCGUUCUUGGAGAACACAGGAUGCGACGCAUACUUAAGGCCAUCGUUCACCUGGCGGUAGCGGGUCGGUAUGGCUAUCGAACAAGCUCCUUCGUCAAUCCAUUUGAAUUAGACAGUGCAGCACCCAAGUCUCCCUUGAACCAUGAAGACUGAGCUCAGCGAGUACUCCCAACGCCGUGGCACGACCGGCCCGUACGCGGACAACCUCAACGUUGAUGUGCUGAUUGUUGGGGCCGGCUUUGGAGGCAUUUAUUGCCUCUACGAAAUGCGCAAACUCGGUCUCAGGGCCGUCAUCUACGAAGCGGGCAAUGAUCUGGGCGGAACGUGGCGAUGGAACUGCUAUCCGGGAGCUGGUGUUGAUUCGGAAGUCCCCGAGUACCAGUAUUCCAUCCCAGAGACAUGGAAAGACUGGACCUGGUCCACCAACUACCCGACCUACGACGAGCUGCGGAGGUACUUCGAUCAUGUGGAAGACGUCCUUCACGUCAAGAAAGACUGUGCCUUCGACAGUGUGGUCGUGGGCGCACAGUUCAACACCGACGAAGGCCGCUGGCAGAUCAAGACAGCCGAUGGAAGGACUGCAUACGCAAAGUUCUUCAUCAUUGCUGCUGGCUUUGCUGCCAAACGCUAUGUUCCCGAGUGGCCAGGAAUCGACUCGUUCAAGGGAAUUGUCCACCAUUCGUCCUUUUGGCCCGAUGAACACAUCGAUGUCCGUAACAAACGCUGCGCCGUCAUUGGCACCGGAGCAUCUGGUGUGCAAGUCGUUCAGGCCUGGGGUCCAGAAGCUGGCUCGCUGAAGGUCUUCCAGCGGACGCCCAACCUUGCCGUCCCCAUGCGUAAACGGUCGCUUACCAUCGAAGAGCAGCAGCAGGCAAAGAUCUUCUACCCGGAGCUGUUCGCAUAUAGGGAGAAAUGCUUCGCUGGAUUUCUUUAUACUUUCUGUGAGAGAAACACCUUUGAGGAUAACGAGGAGGAAAGGGAAGCUUUCCUCGAAAAGCUCUGGAAGGAUGGAGGAUUCCGCUACUGGGUCGCCAACUACAAAGACUACCUCUACGACCCCAAGGCAAACCGGGUGGUCUACGACUUCUGGGCCAAGAAAGUCCGCCAGCGCAUCGGAGACCCAAGGCUCCGAGAUAUUUUGGCUCCGUUGGAACCCCCCCAUCCAUGGGGCGUCAAGCGGCCUUGUCUGGAGUAUAACUACUAUGAGCAAUUCAACCGUCCCAACGUCGAAGUGGUGGAUAUCCAAAAUAACCCUAUUGAGGGUUUCACGGAGACCGGCAUCAUUCUUCAGGAUGGAACAGUGCACGAGUUUGAUGUAAUCUGCAUCGCCACUGGCUUCGACAUCACCACCGGUGGCAUGACCAAUAUGGGUCUGCGCAGUAUUCACGGUACUCCGUUGAAAGAGGAGUGGAAGGCAGGCGCCUACACUUACCUGGGAACUACAGUCAGUGGAUAUCCCAACAUGUUCCAUCUGUACGGACCGCAUGGGCCAACCCUGCUCAGCAACGGCCCUACGACCGUUGAAAUCCAGGGCCGUUGGAUCCGCGAUGUUAUCAAGCAGAUCAACCGUCAGGGCAUCAAGUACAUCGAUCCCACGCCCGAAGCAGCCAGUGCGUGGAAGCAACGCAUCAACAAGCUCUCUGACGAAUCUCUCUUUCCCACCACAAAGUCCACGUACAUGGGAGGUAGCAUGCCAGGGAAGGUGUUUGAACAGGUCAACUAUGCUGGUGGGGAGUAUGAGUAUUCUAAGGAGAUUCGGGCAGCGCUUCCAAACUUUACUGGGUUUAAAGUCGUCAAGAAUUGAGAUGGAGGUUUAGUAUAUGCGUAUCUAGAGGGGUUCUUUAUUAACACAAUAGCAAGAAGC
Monascus purpureus is the source of this 2020-nucleotide messenger RNA. The record is from the annotation of a GenBank genome assembly. NCBI's taxonomy places the organism in Eukaryota, Fungi, Ascomycota, Eurotiomycetes, Eurotiales, Aspergillaceae.